Messenger RNA from Pogona vitticeps (central bearded dragon), 4405 nucleotides. It is a transcript of the gene SNAP91, whose product is annotated as synaptosome associated protein 91. Gene Ontology annotation, molecular function: phosphatidylinositol-4,5-bisphosphate binding; 1-phosphatidylinositol binding; SNARE binding. Gene Ontology annotation, biological process: clathrin coat assembly; clathrin-dependent endocytosis; synaptic vesicle budding from presynaptic endocytic zone membrane. The record is from RefSeq and is a predicted model, not a curated record. Gene Ontology annotation, cellular component: extrinsic component of presynaptic endocytic zone membrane; clathrin-coated pit; synaptic vesicle. Lineage: Eukaryota; Metazoa; Chordata; Lepidosauria; Squamata; Agamidae.
AAGAGGAACGGGGGGCUCUCUCUCCAGCCUCGCGGCCCCCUAGAGGGCUGUCCAGUUCGUGCGCUCCGAGUCACCUGACUCGGAAGAAGCCACAAACCUGCGCGGCCCCCGUGAGCAGCAGCGAGCAAGACGAGCUCGCCGACAAGCCAAAGAGGCAGCGAGAAGAGGCAGCAGUCCUAGAAUUAGCCGAAGAUGUCGGGUCAGACGCUGACAGAUCGCAUCGCAGCUGCUCAGUACAGCGUUACAGGAUCAGCUGUAGCCAGAGCCGUCUGCAAAGCAACCACACAUGAAGUGAUGGGGCCCAAGAAGAAACACUUGGACUAUCUGAUCCAGGCUACAAAUGAAACAAAUGUCAACAUUCCUCAAAUGGCUGAUACACUUUUUGAAAGAGCAACAAACAGUAGUUGGGUAGUUGUGUUCAAAGCCUUAGUUACAACACAUCAUCUAAUGGUUCAUGGCAAUGAGAGGUUUAUUCAGUAUUUGGCAUCUAGAAACACACUAUUCAAUCUCAGCAAUUUUUUGGAUAAAAGUGGAUCACAUGGAUAUGACAUGUCCACCUUUAUCAGGCGCUACAGUAGAUACUUGAAUGAAAAAGCAUUUUCCUACAGACAAAUGGCAUUUGAUUUUGCAAGAGUGAAGAAAGGGGCUGAUGGUGUGAUGAGGACCAUGGUGCCAGAAAAAUUACUGAAGAGCAUGCCUAUAUUACAGGGACAAAUAGAUGCUCUUCUUGAAUUUGAUGUUCAUCCAAAUGAAUUGACAAAUGGGGUUAUAAAUGCUGCAUUUAUGCUUCUAUUCAAAGAUCUCAUCAAGCUGUUUGCUUGUUACAAUGAUGGGGUUAUUAACUUAUUAGAGAAGUUUUUUGAAAUGAAGAAGGGACAAUGCAAAGAUGCCCUUGAAAUCUACAAAAGGUUUCUGACGAGAAUGACAAGAGUAUCAGAAUUCCUGAAAGUAGCAGAGCAAGUUGGAAUCGACAAAGGAGACAUUCCGGAUCUCACACAAGCUCCAAGUAGUCUUAUGGAGACACUUGAACAGCAUUUGAAUAGUUUGGAAGGAAAGAAACCUGGAAACAGUGAGGGCUCUGGUGCCCCUUCACCUCUGAGCAAGUCUUCUCCAGCGACAACUGUUACAUCUCCUAAUUCUACCCCGGCAAAAACUGUUGAUACUUCUCCUCCACUUGAUCUCUUUGCAACAUCUUCUACAGCAGCUCCAGUCAGUGCUUCCAAACCCUCCAGUGAUCUACUGGAUCUCCAGCCAGACUUCACAUCUACUACAGCACAAGCAGCUUCAGCGGCACCUGGUGGGGCAACGUCCUGGGGAGACCUCUUGGGAGAGGACAGUUUGGCUGCGCUUUCCGGUGUUACCUCUGAGCCACAGAUUUCAGAUCCAUUCGCAACAGAGGCCACCCCAGCUUCUACUGCUACAUCUACUGAAAUAACUGCAUCUACUACAAAUACAGCUACUGCUACUGCUACUACUGCUGCUGCAGAAGUGGAUCUCUUUGGAGAUGCCUUUGCAGCUUCUCCUGGUGAAGCCCCUGCAGCACCUGAAGGGGCGGCAGCACCAGCUACCCCAACCCCUGUAGCAGCAGCUCUUGAUGCAUGUUCAGGAAAUGACCCCUUUGCCCCAUCUGAAGGCAGUGCAGAGGCUGCUCAAGAGCUCGACCUCUUUGCUAUGAAGCCAACUGAGACCAGCGUUCCUGUAGUUACCCCUACAACUAGUGCAGCUGCUCCAGUUCCCGCAAGUACUCCUGCUCCAGCUGUUGCCGUGGCCCCUCCAGCCCCUGCUACAACUGCUACUACUACUACCACUACCACUACUGCUACCACGUCUGCUACUACUACCACUACUACCACCUCUGCUCCUCCUCCUGCUCUAGAUAUCUUUGGUGAUCUGUUUGAGUCUCCACCUCCUGAUGCCCCUGCAGCACCUAAGACAGAUGCUACUUCUAGCAUAGACCUGUUCAGUACAGAAGCUUUUUCUUCUCCACCAACUGGAGCUUCUCCUGUGCCUGAGAGUUCUCUCACCGGCGAUCUCUUAUCUGUGGAUGCAUUUGCAGCACCAUCGCCCCUGCCCACUGCGUCCCCAGCCAAAAUGGACUCUUCAGGUGUGAUAGACCUGUUUGGUGAUGCUUUUGGAAGUAGCGCUCCUGAACCCCAAACUGCAACCCAAGCUGCUUCUAGCUCCUCCGCUGCUGCUGACUUGUUGGCUGGCUUUGGAGGUUCUUUCAUUGCUCCAUCGCCAUCACCUUCCCCUGUUACACCAGCUCAGGCUAAUAUACUACAGCCUAAUUUUGAAGCAGCAUUUGGAGCAUCGCCUUCUCCUUCCCCUGCCAGUACUUCCUUCGAUCCCUCAGUGUUUGAUGGCUUAGGUGACCUUCUUAUGCCAACUAUGAUGCCAUCAGGUCAACCUCUACCUGCUGCAGGCACAGCUGCUCCUCCUGCUUCAGCUGCAACCAAAGGCAUUGGAAGUGAUCUUGAUUCCUCUCUUGCAAACUUAGUAGGAAAUCUUGGAAUUUCUGCUACUGCAUCAAAGAAGGGAGAUCUACAGUGGAAUGCAGGAGAAAAGAAGUUAACAGGAGGAGCUAACUGGCAACCCAAAGUAGCACCUGCCACGUGGUCAACUGGAGUUCCUCCAAGUGGCCCAUUGACAGGAACUGUGCCUCCUGCAGGCGCUCCUCCCUCAGGUGCUCCUCCUGCACAGCCUGGGCCAGGAUUUGGAAUGCAGCCUCCUGGACCAGGUGUUCCCAUGAUGCCACAACAGCCAGGUCUGUAUGGACAGCCCAUGAUGAGGCCACCAUUUGGAGCAGCUGCAGGACCUGGUACCCAGCUCUCUCCAAGUCCCUCGCCUGUUACUCAGAGUCCCAAGAAACCUCCAACAAAGGACCCAUUAGCAGAUCUUAACAUCAAAGAUUUCUUAUGAACUAUUCAAGUUUUCUGACAGGAUGACAGAAGAUGCAAGUUUGAAAUCAACAAACAAGAAUUUUGUUGCUCAGAGUCUCCAAGUGAGCCACCACUACCAAAUCCAGUGCUUACUCAGACUUCUCUCCUACUUCCAAAACGUGUAGCACAGCCGUGAAAGUGAACACUAGGAAUGUGUACUAUAUUAGUUGUUAUCCCUUCUCUCUCUUUCUCUCUCUCUCUCUCUCUUUCUCGGUUUGUGUACUUGGGUUAUAAUUUGUGUGUUUUACAACUUAAACAAUGGAUGUAUGUUUCUGAUGCCUUCUUAGUGCUUUUCUGAACCUAUUCGGUAGGGACAGAUUAUGCAGCUGUUGUGUGGUGAGCCAUUUGGAGCGAUGUGUCUGUGUUUCUGAAAGUCUCAAUGUAAAUACCUUGGGCAAACCCUCUGAAUUUUCCCCUUUGAGGUCCAGUUUCUCUUGUACAUCUGUUAUCCAAAACAGUAGCGUGAUAAUGAUACCGGGUAGCAAGAAAAGCACUCUCAAUCCUACAGACUCUUUAUUGUGUGGAAUACAUCUUUCCCCAAAUGCAGGAUUCUCAGUUUGUUGUGGGAUAUGUUUUAUUUUUGUGGCAUUGUACAUGUUAAGUUUAUAAUUUAAAGUAAUAUAAAGGAAAACACACAUUUAACCCAUCUACUAUUAAGUGACUUUGUGAAAAAUUAAGAGGAAUUACCUUGUUAUAGCUGUUUUAAAAUACUUAAGGGUCUCCUGUUGUUGUUUUUUAAAAAAACAGCUUAUUUAUCAGCUCCACUUUUAAAUGCACUGAACAUAAGUAAAGGGUAAGUUUCUUGCCAUGAAGUUGAGGGAAGCUCAAUCACAGUGAGGCAACCGUCUCAAAACUUAUCAGAUUGAUUAGACUGGUCAGUGUAUCUACUGAUAAAUUGUGAAAAAAACUGAUUUAUAAAUAUUUUUUAUUUAGCUUUUACAUGCAUCUGCUAGUUCGGUGCUUCUCUAUAUACGCCAUAGACUAGUGUUUUACCAUUCCCAUACAGCACUAUGUAUUUUCCGUACUGUCUGUGAUUAGAAGUCACACUGAACUGGAGAACUGCACCCUUUACUGUAAACAAAUAAACAAACCGACAAAAGUGUUCUUUUAAUGUUUUAGUUCGUUCUCUCAUACUGUUUAUGCUGAUGGCUUGGCUUAAGAUUUUUGACUCCUUAAUAAGGUCACUGUUGAUCAGUGUUAUGAGUGGCUUGGCAGCUCUUUGUGAAAGCAUAUUAGGUUGGAAAGAUGUUCACUGGAAUCUUUCAAAUUAACUAUUUAAUCAGUAUAUGGUACCAUUUUUAAAAAGUGGUUGUACCUGAACUUAUUGUGGAGGUAACAUACAUUGUAAUGACAGAGAGUUAGAGAGAGAAUUUCAAAACAGUUUUUCUUUGUAUUUUGGUUUGAGAAAAACCCAGCGCAUGUAUACCCUCUGAGAUGCAAUAAAACACCUUGAUCAAAGUAAAUCA